CGAGCGGUCGCUUCCGGUUCCGGACGCAGAGGCCCCACGUGUUCCGACCCGCUGGACCCCGCGCGACUCGGAUCCCACUCCGCUCUUUCGGCCGGGAGUGGGUGGGGAGCACCGGCCAGGGGAGGAGCCGCUGGAGCCGCGGGAGACGUCCCUUAGGAGGAGCCCCUUGAGUUACCCAGUCUGAAAUACGUUAAUGCCAGUCUGAGAGCUAAAUGGUGUGAUAACACGAAGAGCCAGGAAAUGGCAACAGCCUUGGAGCCAGAGGACCAAGAUCUUUGGGCAGAAGAAGGCGUCCUGAUGGUGAAGCUGGAAGAUGAUUUCACCUGCGGACCAGAGUCCGCUUUGCAGGGGGAUGAUCCUGUGCUGGAGACCUCUCACCAGAACUUCCGACGCUUUCGCUACCAGGAAGCAUCUAGCCCUCGAGAAGCCCUCAUCAGACUUCGAGAGCUUUGUCAUCAGUGGCUAAGGCCAGAGAGGAGGACAAAGGAACAGAUCCUUGAGUUGCUCGUGCUGGAACAAUUCCUCACUGUCCUGCCUGGAGAGCUGCAGAGCUGGGUGCGUGGCCAGCGGCCAGAAAGCGGCGAGGAAGCAGUGACGCUGGUGGAGGGUUUGCAGAAACAACCCAGGAGACCAAGGCGGUGGGUAACCGUCCAUGUUCAGGGCCAGGAAGUCCUGUCAGAGGAGACACUACACCUAGAAGUGGAGCCGGAAUCUUCCAGUGAGCAACAAGAUCCAACACAGACCUUGACCCCUGAGCAGCCCCAUGAGGAAGCCCUCCAGAGCACAGAUCUGGGGACCCCGGAACAGGAGAGCUUGCAGCAUGAAGGGGAGCACCAGCCCCUGCAGGAAAGUGAGGUUCCUGUGUCCCAGGAUCCAGACCUUCCUGCAGAACAAGGGUCUGGACACCCAGAGAUGGUUGCUCUUCUCACUGCUCUCUCGCAGGGACUGGUCACAUUCAAGGAUGUGGCUCUGUGCUUCUCCCAGGAUCAGUGGAGUGACCUGGAUCCAACCCAGAAAGAGUUCUAUGGAGAAUAUGUCUUGGAAGAGGACUGUGGAGUUGUGGUCUCUCUGUCAUUUCCAAUUCCCAGACUAGAUGAUACCUCCCAGAUUAGAGAAGAAGAGCCUCAGGUCCCAGGUGUCCAUGAGUCUCAAGAGCCUGCAGAACCAGAAAUCCUGAGUUUUACAUACACAGGAGACAUGAGUGAUGAUAAGGAAGAAUGUGUUGAGCAAGAAAAUACAGACAAGUCUAUUUUGACAGACCCAGAAGUUCACAAGACUCCAGAUUGGGAAAUAGUCUUUGAGGAUGAUACAAGUAGACCUAAUGAGAGAUUUGCUACAAAUGUUUCUCAAGUUAAUAGUUUCACAAAUAUUAAGGAAACAGCGCCUGUCCACAACCUGGUAGGCAGGCAGCAUCACUGCCCUCUCUGUGCAAAGAGCUUCACAUGUAAUUCUCAUCUGAUUAGGCACUUGAGAACUCACACAGGAGAAAAACCCUAUAAAUGUAUGGAGUGUGGGAAAAGUUACACACGGAGCUCACAUCUUGCCAGGCACCAGAAAGUCCAUAAGACGAACACUCCUCACAAAAAUCCUCCAAACCGGAAGACUGUGGAUGGCCCUCUGGGCCAGUCCGAGGUAACUACCCGAGUGGAAAAACCAUACACCUGUGAUGAUUGUGGAAAACAUUUCCGUUGGACUUCAGACCUGGUCAGGCAUCAGCGGACGCAUACAGGAGAAAAACCUUUUUUCUGUACUAUUUGUGGUAAAAGCUUCAGCCAGAAAUCUGUGUUAACAACACACCAAAGAAUCCAUGCUGCAGGCAAGCCCUACUCCUGUAGGGACUGUGGUGAGGACUUCAGUGACCACAGACAGUAUCUGACACACCGGAAGACACAUGUGUCUGAGGAGCUCUAUCUCUGCAGUGAAUGUGGGCGCUCCUUCAACCAUAGUGCAGCAUUUGCCAAGCACCUGAAAGGCCACGCCUCAGUGAGGAACUGCCGGUGCGAUGAAUGUGGUAAAAGCUUUAGCAGGAGGGAUCACCUCGUCAGACAUCAACGCACACACACUGGGGAAAAGCCUUUUACUUGCACUACCUGUGGGAAAAGCUUCAGCAGAGGGUAUCAUUUAAUCAGGCAUCAGAGAAUCCACACAGUAAAGACCUAGCUAGGGCCAUGUGUGGAGAACUUAACUCAGCCCUCAACUGGGAUGGGAUGGGUUCUGUGGUCAACAUGAGAAGACCUUUUCUGAGGCAUCUCUUUGACCUGCCCAUAUCUUAUGUCACCUCUUCCAGCUACCAAACAAAAGGCCCAUCCAGAACUUCUCAGCUUUUCUCAGUUGAGGCUUCUGCUUCACUGGCAUGCUCCUGCCUGUACCUCAUGGCUGUGAAGUAGGAGAAGAAAUUUGGGUGGUUCUAUUUUGACAAACCUAGGCUGUUCUAGAUCCUCAAGACUACUCACCAGCCUCAGCUUCAGUGUGGUCAAGGAUGAGUCUUUACUUCUGAUAAAGGGCCAAUCUAAAGGGGUCUGUCCUUAUGGGCUCAAACCUUAAAGCACACAGCCCUAAAUA
Acomys russatus (golden spiny mouse) is the source of this 2562-nucleotide messenger RNA. It is a transcript of the gene Znf202, whose product is annotated as zinc finger protein 202. The transcript is spliced from 7 exons. Gene Ontology annotation, biological process: regulation of transcription by RNA polymerase II. Gene Ontology annotation, molecular function: DNA-binding transcription factor activity, RNA polymerase II-specific; RNA polymerase II cis-regulatory region sequence-specific DNA binding. The record is from RefSeq and is a predicted model, not a curated record. The coding region runs from base 241 to 2160 and encodes 639 amino acids. Lineage: Eukaryota; Metazoa; Chordata; Mammalia; Rodentia; Muridae.